AUGUCCACCCCACCUUUCACCGUUCGAGCGGUCUUCGAGUACAGUUCGGGCCACGAUGACGACCUUAGCUUCCCAAUCGGCCAAAUCGUAACCGUCACCGCCGAGGAGGAUGCGGAGUGGUACUACGGAGUGUACACGGACGGCUCGGGGGCCAAGCAAGAGGGCAUUUUCCCUAAGAACUUUGUCGAGAAAUAUGAGCCGCCGGCGCCUCCCCGACCCGCACGACCUACCAGGCAGAAGAAGGAACCGGAACCAACACCUAUGGAACCAACUCCAGCUGUGACGGAGAGCCCAAUUCAACCAGAACCGGAGGUUCCCGCACAGGCUCAAGAGGAGGAGGAGGAGGAAGAGCCAGAGCCAGCUCCUCAGCAACCUCCAGCUCCUCAAUCUCCAGUCCUACCCUCAAGUCCACGUGUUGCUGAAUUCCAGCCCUCUCCUCCCCAGCCUGUUCCUGCCCCAGUUCCCGUCCCCGCUGCUGUGCCGGCGGCUGCUCCAGCCCCGCCUCCAACCAAGGCAUCUUCAAAGCCCCCACCCCCGGCGGUGGCGGAGAAGCCCUCAGGUAACUCGUUCAAGGAUCGCAUUGCUGCUUUUAACAAAUCUGCAGCUGCACCGCUCGCUCCCAUUAAGCCCAGUGGUCACCAUCCGUCUUCCUUUGUCAAGAAGCAGUUCGUUGCUCCGCCUCCAAGCAAAGACUUCUACGUGGCUCCUCCAAGUCAGCCUGCAGCCAAGAUUUACAAGCGAGAGGAAGACCCGGAGGUUAAGGAACAGCUUGCUCGUGAACCACCUGUUUCGGAGAGUCGGCCGCCGCCUCCACCCCCAGUGCAGGAGUCCGGAGAGGGUGCCGAGGAUCAGCCCAAACCCACCAGCCUCAAGGAUCGCAUUGCUCUUCUUCAAAAGCAACAACUUGAACAAGCCCAGCGUCACGCUGAGGCUGCUCAGAAGAAGGAGAAGCCCAGGCCUCCAAAGAAACCCGUUGAGCAACCUGUAGAGCCGAUCCCAGCUGAUGAUGAACUGGAAGAGGAGCAAGAGGCCUCUCCCAUAGAUGCACCAACUACUGCUCGAGAUGCCAGUGUUGAUACAUUGAGAGCCAGAGCUCCUCCUACUUUACCUCCUCCGUUCUCCCCUCAAGAGGAGAUCGCCAGUGAAUCAAACGAUGCCGACUACUCCGCCGCGGCAGACUCUGAGGAUGCUGGAGAGACAUCUGCAAGCAAAGAUGAUGAGGAAGAGCGUCCACGUCACGUACCACCUCCGCCAGCUCGCACGGUUGAACAGGGGGACGAGCCAGAGGAAGCUGAAGAAGAGGAGGCAGCAGAAGAGGAAGAAGAAAUGGACCCCGAAACCAGACGCAGGAUGGAACUUCGCGAGAGAAUGGCAAAGAUGAGUGGCGGUAUGGGUAUGAUGGGACUUUUCGGUCCUCCGGGUGGUUUGCCCGGCAUGGGUGGCCCUGCACGCAAGCCCAAGACUCCUGGCGAGUCCGAGAAGAGGCUUGCUGAAGCUGAUCCGAUAAGCCCGAACAAUGCGGCUCCGAUUCAAAUGAUUCCCCUUCCUGGCAUGAACGUGAGCAGCAAACCGGCUCCCCCAGUUGAUGUUGAAAAGGAAGAAGAGGAGCCUGUUGUGCCUGCUGUCACUGAACAGCAUGGUCCACAAGAGGUUCCCGAUGUUGAAGAGGUUGUUACUGAGGCUGCUCCUCCACGUUCAUCAUUCGACCGUCCUCCUGUUCCUCCCACUCGUGAACGAGCGGCUCCGUCCUUCCCCCCUAGAAGCUCGACCAGUGCCCACGGAGCAAAUGGGUUCUCCUCCUCCAGUCCCUGGUGUGUACGGUCAGGUCGUCCUGCUCCUCCUCCGCCCAGGCCAUCGGGUAUUGAGGAGGGCAAUGAAUCCGAUGAUGAAUUAUCCAUUCAUGCAAAGAAUUUGUCUUUGGGAUCCCCUAAAGAGGUGUCUGCCCCUGCAAUCCCCGAUUACCUGGAUUCUCGCCGUUCAUCAACCUAUGACACCCCACCUCCCAUGCCUCCUACGUCGACUGCUGAAAAGAGAGCCAGUCGUGCACCGCCCCCAAUUCCAAUGAAUCCACCCAUGCCGCCGGCGCAGAGCCGUGCUCCUCCUCCACCACCUCCAAGCCAGCCACGUCGACGUUCCACUGCUGAUAGCCGCAGCAGUGCUAUUGCUGCUCCUCGUCAAGCUGGUGAGGAUGUUGAAGGAGAGGUCACUGAGUACGAUGGUGAUUACGACACUGAUAUUGCGUCUGGUGUCAAGCACAAGGAUGCUCUGAGAUCACACGAACUCCUCUUGAAUCACGCCCCCCCUCAGCUUCUUCCUCCUACUGCCGCUCCCAGAGGAGCUCCGCCGCUACCCCCAAGCCAACCUCCUCGUAAUGCCCGCGCUUCUAUGGAUACUCCUCGGGGUCCCCCUCCACCACCUCCAGGCAGAGAGCCGUCGACUGAUGAAUAUGCUGACGAGUAUGAUCCAUUUAACUAUGCUGAUCCUCGUCAUGGUAUGCCUACCCCUCCGCCUCCUCCCAGUGGACGGCCUGAAGCACCUCCUCCGCUCCCUCCCACUGAGAGCUAUGAUGAUUUGUACGAUGAGUCCCCUAUUCAAAGCCCAUUGAACGAGGCACCCCCUGUACCCAAGCACGAGAAACGUCCAUCUCUGGUGGCGCCACUACCUCAAAGCCAGGUUCCGCCUAUGCCAUCUCCCUCUGCAGCGCGCAGUGGGCGUCCAUCUAUGGACAUGGCGAGAGGCCCUGCUAAUGUCCGGCGAUCCAUGGAUGUCUCUCGACCUUCCAUCGACCAAGGGUACAUUGCCAUUGAUGUGGAUUUCGCCGAGCACACUCUUUGGUGGACUCAACCCAAUACCUUGCCACCGUCUCUUCAAGGCCGUAAAGAUGUUCUUUUCGAAGUUGAGGAAUCUUCCUCCAGCAAGCGAGGCGGAAAGACUACCAUAUCCAAGGAUAUCUAUAUUUUAUUCAUCGAUUAUUCCCAAACCGUUAUAGCAGUCCAGUUCGAUUCCAGGAACCCUGCGGAUGUCUCUUUGGAACAGCGCCAUGAGCCUCCUCCACUUCAGCCUCGCCAGGAUCAAUUGGAACAGGCGCAUAAUCAAAUCGGUACUCGGAUUGCAGAAUCAGUGACCUCCUUCCAAAACUCCACCGUUGGAGAUGGAACUCCCUUGACUCUUAUUCAGCAGCUACUGAACCCUCUGAACGAUGCAUUGCUCCCUGUGGGCAACCGAGCAUAUGGUGCUUUGGUUUACUCUAACCUAGCCAAUGCCUCGGUCUCGCAGAAUGACGAGAUUCGCGCUGGUGACAUUGUGAGCUUCCGCAACGCUCGAUUCCAAGGUCAUCGUGGUACUAUGCAUCAGAAGUACAGUUCUGAGGUGGGCAAGCCUGACCACGUUGGUAUUGUUGUGGAUUGGGAUGGUACCAAGAAGAAGAUUCGCGCCUGGGAGCAGGGUCGUGAAAGCAAGAAGGUCAAGAUGGAGAGCUUCAAGCUGAAUGACAUGCGCAGUGGCGAGUGCAAGGUCUGGCGAGUUAUGCCACGCAGCUGGGUCGGUUGGGAAAGUACCAAAUAA
This is a messenger RNA of Penicillium malachiteum, 3564 nucleotides long. Its product is annotated as SH3 domain protein. The record is from RefSeq and is a predicted model, not a curated record. Gene Ontology annotation, molecular function: protein binding. Lineage: Eukaryota; Fungi; Ascomycota; Eurotiomycetes; Eurotiales; Aspergillaceae. The transcript has 4 exons. The coding region runs from base 1 to 3564 and encodes 1187 amino acids.